GCAAUUAAGAUUCACAUGCAUCGUCUCACAAUAUCACCGCUGUAAUAGUUUCUUUCCCUUUCAAACCUCACAAGAAAACCGCCUAAAAACCUACUUUUAUCCUCCUUUCCUUUCCCUACUUCAACAUUGUUCUUUCUUUCUCCUUCUCACAGUAAGCAUUACUCAUGGCUGCUAGAGAUCAUGAACCAGAAGAAAGCAAUGAAAAAGUUCAAUACCCACUUGAUCCAAAGGCCUACAAGACUCUUGACGAAAUCGGAGUUGGAGUUAGUGCUGUUGUCUAUAAAGCUAUAUGUGUGCCUCUGGACUCAACUCUAGUGGCAAUUAAGGCCAUUGAUCUUGAUCAAUCUCGAGCUGAUCUUGAAAAAGUUCGAUGUGAAAUCAAGACCAUGUCUCUUUUAUCCCACCCGAAUAUUCUCCGGGCACACUGUUCUUUCAACGUCGGUUGCCGUUUAUGGGUUGUUAUGCCCUUCAUGUCUUGUGGCUCCUUGCAGUCGAUAAUAUCUUCAUCUUUUCCUGAUGGAUUGCCAGAACCCUGCAUUGCAGUGCUCCUUAAAGAAACUCUGCACGCUUUGUCUUAUCUUCACAACCAAGGCCACUUACAUAGAGAUGUGAAGGGUGGUAAUAUUCUGAUUGACUCUAAUGGCUCUGUUAAGCUUGCUGACUUUGGCGUGUCGGCAUCUAUUUACGAGACGAAUACUGCGCCGGGGUGGGGGAAAUCAACUUCAUCCUCGCCGUUGAUGCUCACUGACGUGGCGGGAACGCCGUACUGGAUGGCACCGGAGGUGAUACACUCUCAUACUGGGUACAGUUUGAAGGCAGAUAUUUGGUCUUUUGGUAUUACUGCUCUUGAACUGGCUCAUGGGAGGCCUCCUCUAUCUCAUCUCCCUCCUUCUAAAUCGCUGCUCAUGAAGAUAACCAAGCGCUUUCGGUUCUCUGAUUAUGAGAAAACCAACGAGAACUUCAAGGGCAAGAAGUUCUCCAAGGCUUUCAAAGAUAUGGUUGCUUCUUGUCUUCAUCAAGAUCCGUCAAACAGACCCUCCGCAGAGAAGCUUUUGAAGCAUUCUUUUUUCAAGGACUGCAAGGGUGCAGAUUUUAUCGUAAAAAACUUGCUGCAUGGUCUUCCUAGCGUUGAAGAAAGGUUCAAAGAAAGCAAAAAUUUGCAGAAGAAUGAUGAUUAUGAUGAAGGUGAAGAUACUGAGACUGAAUUAGUGAAACAAAGAAGGAUUAGUGGGUGGAACUUCGAUGAAGAAGGAUUCCAGAUGGAGCCGGUGUUCCCAACUGAAAUCAAAGAUGACACCGUUGUGAAGCAAGUUCGGUUUGGCGGUGAAACCAUUAUCCCUGAUAGUAAAUCAAGUGAGUCAGACAAUUCGGGUCAAUCAAACUUGAGUUCACCAGGGCGACCACAUGGAGAGGAGACCCAACUGGGUAUUCAUGGAGAAAGUGAAGGUGGCAAAGUAGGAUGUGGUGAAGUUGACAGAGAGAGGAUGGUUGGGAGGUUGGUGGCGCUAAGAAGAAGCUUGGAUGAGCAGAGGCAACAGGUGUCUAAUAUGCUUGUUCUGUUAGGUGGGGAAGGAAGCAGAGAGGACCAGUUGGUGCAGUCCAAUGAUAGGUUGAGAAUGGAAUUGGAGGCUGAGAAGCAGAAGAACUUUGAAUUGGAGAUGGAAUUGGAGUUCCUCAAACUUCAGAUUUCUGGUACAUAUAAUACUGGAGGUACUGACUCAUAGGUGCCUUUGUCAAAUAAGUGUUUUAGUAUUAUAAGAAGUGGGCAUUUCUCAUGUAUAACUUGAAAAUGUUCUGUUUCCCAAAUGCUAAUGUCUAUCAUAUACUCUUCUUUGUUAUUUUCUAGUAAUAAAUUCUUACAUUAUUUGGUA
Mangifera indica (mango) is the source of this 1871-nucleotide messenger RNA. RefSeq names its product serine/threonine-protein kinase BLUS1. Gene Ontology annotation, biological process: protein phosphorylation. Lineage: Eukaryota; Viridiplantae; Streptophyta; Magnoliopsida; Sapindales; Anacardiaceae. The coding region runs from base 165 to 1724 and encodes 519 amino acids. The record is from RefSeq and is a predicted model, not a curated record. Gene Ontology annotation, molecular function: ATP binding; protein serine/threonine kinase activator activity; protein kinase activity. The transcript has a single exon.